AAGGCCAGAGCAUGAUUCUCUCACUACAUACGACAUAUCCUUGUUCUUCUCGUGAUUCCAUCCAAUCGGAAGGCAGCAUCGUUCAUCAAAACCAACAAGGAAAUGGGUAUUAAAGAUCUUCUAAGAUUCAUGAAACCCUACGUUGAGCCCGUUGACAUCAAGAAAUAUGCUGCCAAACGCGUAGGUAUCGAUGCUUAUUCGUGGCUUCACAAUGGUGCAUAUUCAUGUAGUAUGGAGCUUUGUUUGAAUAUGGAAGGAGACAAAAUGUCACAGUACCUAAACUACUAUAUGCAUCGCAUCAAUUUGCUUCGUCAUCAUAACAUUAGUCCACUGCUAGUUUUUGAUGGUUGUAACAUCCCCUGCAAGUCCCUCACUGAGCAAGAUAGACACAAUAAAAGGAAAGGCAACCGUGAUUUAGUAAUGGCAAAGCUCAAAGAGGGUAAUAUUAAUGCUGCAACAGAGAUGUUCCAGAGAGCAAUAAGUAUUACACCAUCCAUGGCACACCAACUUAUUGAGAUUCUGAAGUCAGAGAAUAUUGAGUUUGUAGUAGCUCCAUACGAGGCAGAUGCACAGUUUGCAUAUUCCACUCUUGAUGUAGAAGAAGGUGGCAUUGCUGCAGUUAUAUUAGAGGAUAGUGAUCUGCUAGCCUGUGGUUGCUCCUCUGUUGUUUUCAAGAUGGAUCGAUAUGGCAAUGGGGAAGAGAUAGCCUUAGACAAAGUUUUAGGUUCUGUGAGACGUAUACCUUCUUUCCUAGAUUUUGAUAAAGAGUUGUUCGCAGGUAUGUGUGGUCUAGCUGGAUGUGAUUUCCUUCCAUCAGUGCCAGGAAUAGGAAUUUCAAAAGCUUAUGCUUUGGUAUCCAAGUAUCGCAACUUAUCACGUGUUUUGUCCAUGUUAAAAUAUGAGAAAGGAAAUCAAAUGCCUCAAGAGUACUUUAAAUCUUUCAAAGAAGCAUGUGUUGUUUUUCAUCAUGCAAGAAUCUAUGAUGCAGAUUCAAAAAGGCUAAAACACUUGACACCUAUUCCAGAAUCGCUUGUAAACGAGUUGUGUAAUGAGUUGGAUUUUCUAGGACAUGAAAUGUCUUCCUUUCAAGCUACUGCAAUUGCUCAAGGUCGAUUGGAUCUUUCUACAAUGAAGCCCUUUAAUGCUCAACUAACUAAACCAUCUGAAUCCUUACCUCAUAAUCUGAGUUUCAAACAGGGAAUUUCAGUGAUGGAACAGGAAACGAAGCCUAAGGUGAACGUAGAAGAACGGAGAUGCUUAAGUGAUUCGAGCCUCAAAAUUUUGAUUUCUCCAUUAAAGAAGAAUAUUCUAAGCGGAGAUGAUGCAAUUCCUGCCAAACGGUCAUCACCGAUUCCUAACAACAAUCCUUUCAAGAGACAAAAAAAAACACUCAUGGUCAACAAGGAGCAAUCUUCAGUGGUAACUCAAGUUGAAGUCUUACGAAGUACAGGAGUCGAUUGUGUUUCUGAACAAGAGUCGGGGUGACAGAUGUUGAUGAUUUGAAACUAUUAUGUAUUACUCCCGGUUCACAGAAAAGCAUGGAUUCUAAAACCGUCAUCAUAAUUGGAAUCGGAGAGAAAAAGAGGGUAACAAGUGAAAAGAAAGUUACGAUCUUGAACUUCUUUUGUCGGGUAUAAAAUGCAAUUCUUGUUUGUUAUUAAUUUGAUCUCAUUUG
Lactuca sativa (garden lettuce) is the source of this 1675-nucleotide messenger RNA. RefSeq names its product 5'-3' exonuclease family protein. Lineage: Eukaryota; Viridiplantae; Streptophyta; Magnoliopsida; Asterales; Asteraceae. Gene Ontology annotation, molecular function: metal ion binding; DNA binding; 5'-flap endonuclease activity. The record is from RefSeq and is a predicted model, not a curated record.